ACAAAUCAAUAUGGCGGUCGUUAGUAAACGUCAAAUUCAGUGUGGUGUUGUGUUCCGCGGUGGCGUCUAUCGAUUAUUUUCGUAAAACAUGGCUGGUUUUACGGAAAACGCGUUAGUUCGUAAACUCCAAGAACUGAAUUCAAGCCAGCAAAGUAUUCAAACACUAUCGUUGUGGCUAAUUCAUCACAGAAAACACCAUUCCGUUGUUGUGAAAACCUGGUUCAAGGAAAUACUCAAAGCUAAGGACAGCAAGCAGCUUACAUUCAUGUACCUCGCUAAUGACGUAAUUCAGAACAGUAAGAAGAAGGGUCCAGAAUAUGGGAAGGCUUUCGGAGAGGUCCUCGUGGAGUCCUUCAAGCACAUGGCUAAGACUGGUAUCAACGCUAAGACUAAACACUCCUUACAUAGAAUUCUAACUAUAUGGGAAGAGAGAGGGGUGUAUGAUUCACAGAAAAUACAGGAGUUUAAGGAGGCUGUGGACCCCAACGAUGCUAUCCCAAAGAAGGUGAGCAAGCGCAAGUCAGUAGAAGUCGAAGGUAGCAAGGAGCCUGAGAAGAAAGCCAAGGUCGAGGCACGCGCCAAGCAGGAGCGCCGCCGCAGCGAGACCAAGGAGGUGGACGGACACAUAGAGACACACACCACGCUCAGCCCCAAGACGCCGCCCGGAGACCCGCCAGAGCCUGAGGAACUUAUUAAGGCCUUACUAGAACUGGAGUCGAGUGCGUCGAGCGACGAGGCGGUACGCGAGCGCAUCGCCUCGCUGCCUCCCGAAGUGUCCGAAGUGCAAUUAUUGUCUAAGUUGGAAGACAAGGAGUCAGCCCAGCGACUGAGUGCAGUAGUGAACUCUGCAGUGGAGUUACUAGCGGAGUACAACCUGCGUCUGUCGGAGGAGCUGGACAAGCGGCGGCGCGUGGCGGCCAUGCUGCGGGACUUCGCGCAGGCGCAGAGAGACCUGGCGAAGCAGGCUGAGGCUAGGCUAGAGGAAUACAACAUAAAACUCCAAAAGAUAUACGCAGUGAAAGCGGAAGUGAAGUCCCACAUAGAGAGCUUGCCGGACGUGUCGCGACUACCCGACGUCACCGGCGGCCUCGCGCCGCUACCGUCUGCGGGCGAUCUCUUCAGCAUCUGAGGGAGGACUUAUGUAUAGCAUCGCAACUGACUUAGGAAAUGGGGGAAUGCACUUACUAUGUUAAAUUGGAAAAAAAAAUAGCUGUCUUACUAAAAAAGAGGUUCUCAAUUCGACCACGUAUAUUAUCUUGAUUUAUUUUUAAUAAUUUUUUGGAGUCCAAAGUUUUAAAUAAAUUGGCUGAAUCGUUUUAGACAUGUCAAAGAUAUACAUUCUGGCAUUAUUUUUGCCUUCUGCUCAGUUCUGAACUAUUUUAUACGGUUUUGUAUUACUUCAAAAAAAUAUUUAAACAGACGUUUCACACAUGCUCAAGAAUAUUUUUUUCUUAACUCAUUUCGAAAAUCUAUUACAUUUUUUUCUGUUAAUUAUAACACUGCUAGUAUUUCAAUCAUACUUACUACAUAUCUUGACUAUAUGAAGUAUUAACAAGACAAUACCAUUGAAUUGCUCAAUGAUAAGCUACGUUUCUCACUUGUUAUUUUAACAUCGCUACAGACUGUUUAUUAAAAAAGAUUUAUUAACAUCGUAAGUGCAUUUCAAUGAUAUUGCAAUUUCCCUUUACUUGCAAAAAGGGCGUAUCCACAAAAGUAGUUGACUUACGCCCUUUUUACAAUUAAAGGCAGAAAUUAUUAGUUACGUUCGGAUUCCGAGUAGCUAAUAAAGUUUGUUAAUUUGUAAGUUUGUUUGCAACACUAUAGUGAGAUACCGAAGUGUAUGGUUAUGUGUUUUACCCGGCUAUUGUAAGCAAUACCCGGUCGAAAUAGAUAGCGUUUAUUUUUCUAUGAACGAUGGUGUAAAAUUGACGGAACUAUUAAUUGGUGGACGUAUAUAAAGGAAAGACUAGGAUCGAAAAAGUACUGAUUUUGCAUAGGUUUAUAAUGAUGUUUAACUGCCGAUUUCAAUAACCGAUCUGUCAGUUGUUUUUCAAUUGAAGAAUGAAAUUGACUUAAUUUAUAUGGCGCUAUCACAAAACAACGUAGAGAUCGGUUAUAGAAAUUGACUGUAAGACAUAUUACUUGCUAUCUACAUUUUUACGAGGAAAUGAGACGGGCUAUACGCGCCGUUCCUUUUUCGGAUUGGAUUCGAGAUGGUAGACAUGUCUGUUUUUGACCCAAGAUUUGUCAUUGAAAACCGUGUGCGUAAUAAUUCACAUUAAAUAUUUCCUACUAAUAUGUAUCAUAAAUGCAAAAGUUUACAAACUUACACACAUGUAAACUUUUGCACUCUCACGCAAAAACUACUGAAUACAUUUCGAUGAAACCGCGGGCGGAAACUAGUAACAUAAAAAUAACAUGUAAUACAUUAUCAUACACUUCUUAUAAUUAAAUUAUAAUCGAAGUUUGCCUUAUUUGUCAAGAGUAACUGCCUUAACAUUCGCAUACAAUCGUUUUAGUAAAGUAAAUAUACUAUUGAAUAUCGAUAUAUCAUCUAAGUUGUAUAUUAUAAGCAAUGACUGUAUAAAUAGCAAAGUAAUAUUGUACUGAUAUAAUUAUUUAUACAACUUUCAUAAGAAAUAGCUAUAAAGAUGUCAUCUUAUAGUAUUAUUCUUGUGUAAACGUAUGCGAGUGAAAGACAGCUGCAACUCAAAGCUAGGAGUGUCAAAAUAUUGUCAAAAUACCGAGUAUAUAAUAUAGGAUUACUGGUAAUAAUUGACCGAUACUUGAUUACGUAAUUCUACUCAUGAAUUCAAAAAAAAAUAGCCAAAGAAACUUUUUUAAUACUCAUAAGUUUGAUCCAAUAACUGUUUCAAAAUCUGAACUUCGCUUUUCAAACAGAUGUUUUGCUAUUGCAAUAUACAAAAGAAGUUUCUUUGGAAAAAUUGAUUGUCAUCGUUCAAGUAUCGGUCACUAAUUACCAGUCACCCCAUACGGAUAGACUUAAAAAACAAUAGUUGCUUGAUUUUAGCCUUGAAAUUAAGUUAAUUGAUUUAUUCGGCCAUCUUUAUAAUUAUGUAAAUGAUUAUAUGUAACUCUUUAUGUUAACAUAAAAUACCUUGUGUAUUUUGGCAACCGAUUCAUUUCUAAUUCUGUUAAAUUAUGAUAUAUGAUUUCAUUCAUUCAUUCAUUUACCAACCAAAAUAACAUCUUGUAACAAUGACAUUUAUCUGAGGCUCAUAUUAAAAUUAUUCGCAAUUAUUUUUGGCAUGGCGAAUAAGUUCAAUCAAUAUUCAUACUUAUUUUCAUACUUUUAAGGCACAUUUUCGAUUUAAAUACGCAUGCUGCAAUAUCAACUUGUCCAUAUCAAAUAUGAACCUUAGGUACAUAUGAAUAAGAUUGACAUUGGGUUCCGUGGCUUUUGGUCAGUUUGGUAUUUUUAAUAUCUACAUUGUUUGUUAUGUUUUAUCCUUAGUCCACAUUUCCAUUUUAUUUUUAGCGUGAACUCUGAAAAGCGGUCUAUGAACUCAAUUUGUUGAAAUUUUUGAGUUCAGUUACUCCUUUUCAAUCGUAAUAUAAGUUGUACAAUUUGUUAUUUGCCUUGCACUGUAUUUUUCUAGAUAUAUCUGAUUAUGAAAACUCGAUGUAAUCUCAAGGUUUAUUUCUUUGCCAACUUACUGAACUUAUUUUUUUAAUUCCCGAAGCUAUAAAUAUUAUCUACCAUUUAUCCUCCAUACCAAUACUCCUAUAUUUUUAUGCUGAUAUCAGUCUUCCGCAAAUAUAAUACAGUUUUUGUGUAAUCCAUUUUUGAAACAAUUGUAUUAAUUUAGUACACAUGUACAUCUGUAUUAUCAUGCGAUUCAUAGCAAUAAAAAUAAUUUCUCAGAAAAUUGAUAAAUUGAAUGCAUGCUAUGUUCAAUAAUCGAUAUUGAUAACUUUUCUCACUGACUAGUUGAAAAUACAUAUUAAAAGUUAAGAAUAAGCAUGUAUAGAUAGCAGAUAGACCACAUAUCUUACAAUUUGUUGUUAAGGGAGUUUUCAACUAGGCAUUGAGAAAAGCACUGUUUGGCACAGGUUUAAAACUGUCGAUUUUUGUAGAUUGGUGCUCACCGCAUGUAUAGCAUAACAACUUAUGUACGCUGUGUAAGUUCUAGGUUUUCAAGGCCAAUUUUUGCUGAGUCAAACGCAUUGCCAGAUUGAUAAAUGGAUCGAAAUGUUAACCUUUUCGUUACUGAGCAUUAAACCGAAUAUGAGUGUUUUUCUUUGUUAAAUUUUCACACAAAAAUGUGGUCACAUAACCCCGACUUUACGCGUAAGUUUCUUACGUAAGUGUUACGGAAGCCACUUCCGUAAGUUGUGAGAAAUAACUGUAAGCGACUUAAGAAUAACAUGCGAACGUAACACCCCUUAAGUUAAUUUCGUAAGUGACUUACAAGUGAGAAGGCGGCCCUAUGUUCAUAGUCAUGGUUUUUACACGAUUCUAAACCAAAUAAUAGCGUAAUUUGGUGCGUUUAGUUAAUUUAUUUAGCUACCACGAAUCCACUAUGUAUAGCUAGAUAUUAUAGACUUAAAUGAAUUAUAGAAUUUGUUAUAUUAACAA
This is a messenger RNA of Helicoverpa armigera (cotton bollworm), 4600 nucleotides long. RefSeq names its product regulation of nuclear pre-mRNA domain-containing protein 1B. The record is from RefSeq and is a predicted model, not a curated record. The coding region runs from base 89 to 1129 and encodes 346 amino acids. NCBI's taxonomy places the organism in Eukaryota, Metazoa, Arthropoda, Insecta, Lepidoptera, Noctuidae. Gene Ontology annotation, biological process: mRNA 3'-end processing. Gene Ontology annotation, molecular function: RNA polymerase II complex binding. The transcript has 6 exons.